CGCUUAACUUUUUACCUUUUCCAAGCUUUUCAAGCAUGUUUAGGUACGUACCUAAUGCGCGUUCCCCUUUUGGGACUAGCUUUACUUUACUACUUAGAACGAAUUCAAGCCAUAACGAAUUAGAAUCACUGUUUUUUGACAUUCGUUAUGGCAAGGUUUUACUGUACUCAGAGUGGGACAGAGUUAUGAUGAAGUAUUAUCCAAUUAUAUGUAGAGUUUCUCCAAGCUCUACGGAUCCGUAUGACUAGACGACAUUACCUAGGAGCUGUUUUUUUUUAAGUUGGUUACCUAAAAAAUUACAGGUAACCUUAGUAUCCACACAGCUUCCAACAAGGAUUUACCGUCAAGUUUUCGAAGGUUGCAUCAUCGUCUACUCCGAAGGGCAGCCUCGCGCUGUAUCCCGUAUAUUUCUUUCUAACCGCCGUCGCCACCUCUACCACUCUACCAACCUCCCUCCUCUCCCGCAGCCGAACAUCCCAAUUCAACAUGUCAGGUCUCUUCGGAAGCAGCGCUGCUACGUCAACUCCUAGUAACACUAUUGGUGACCUAAAGAAUGACGUUCCUGUUUCGAACCCUCCCGAAGAUACAAUCUCCGACCUCGCCUUUUCUCCUACCUCAGACAUCUUAGCCGUCUCAAGCUGGGAUAAGAAGGUCCGGAUAUAUCAAAUUGCUGCCAACGGUGCUAGUGAAGGGAAGCAUAUGUAUGAUCACGAGGCCCCUGUUCUGAGCGUGGACUUCUCCAAGGACGGCAACAAGGUUGUAUCUGCCGGAGCCGACAAGCAGGCCAAAGUUUGCGAUUUACAAACCCUCCAAACGGCGCAAGUAGCCGCACAUGACCAGACAGUCCGAUCCGCCCGCUUCUUCGAGCUGCCCAACUCAAAUGGUCCAAUGCUGGUAACAGGCUCGUGGGACAAGACCGUUAAAUAUUGGGACCUACGGCAAAGUUCGCCCGUCGGAACAGUCACAUGCCAAGAACGUGUCUAUACAAUGGAUGUGCGAAAUUCACUACUGGUCAUCGGCACCGCAGACCGCUAUAUCAAUGUCAUAAACCUACAAGACCCUCUGAAAUUUUAUAAGACUCUUCAGAGCCCUCUCAAGUGGCAGACUCGCGUGGUCAGUUGCUUUACCGACGCUAGCGGUUUUGCUAUUGGUAGUAUCGAGGGUCGUUGCGCCAUUCAGUAUGUGGAAGACAAGGACGCGAGCUCCAACUUUUCGUUCAAAUGCCACCGCGAUCCGCCUCAAGGCAACACGACGCAGGUGUACUCUGUUAACGACAUCUCAUUCCAUCCCCAGCACGGAACGUUCAGCACAGCCGGUAGUGACGGCACGUUCCACUUUUGGGAUAAAGAUGCGAAGCACCGGCUGAAGGGGUACCCAUCGGUGGGCGGUAGCAUUACAGCAACGACGUUCAACUCGGGCGGCAACAUCUUCGCGUAUGCUGUCGGUUAUGACUGGAGCAAAGGUUAUAUGGGUAACAAUCAGAACUACCCCAACAAGGUCAUGCUGCAUCCCAUCCAGGGCGACGAGUGCAAGCCUCGCCCUAGCGUUAAGAAGCGGUAGAACACUCAAGGCGCACGGGGACCAAAGGGACGACCCUUAGUAGAUAGCAUGGGCGACUGGGAUAUGGAUUGGUGACCGAGGCAGAAAAGAUGACUUAGGUACUCUCGCUUUGUCGUAGUUGCUGCCUCUUGCCUACGCACGUAUCACAGAUUGAUUUGCACGAGGAGACGGAUAAUUCUUGAUUAUUCAGGGGGAAAGCGGACGACGAGUCGUGGAGAGUCUACGUUACGGGGAAUGAAGAAAGUAAAAAAAAGGAAGGAAAUAAAGAAGUUGUAAGAAUAUGACCAUAGUAAGGGGUAAGGCGGAUGGCGCGAUACCAUAUGGCUCUAUCGACAUAGGUGUGUCAGUUAGUUAAUAGAGAAUACCUACACUU
Messenger RNA from Daldinia caldariorum, 1933 nucleotides. Its product is annotated as WD40 repeat-like protein. Gene Ontology annotation, molecular function: ubiquitin binding; RNA binding. The record is from RefSeq and is a predicted model, not a curated record. The coding region runs from base 487 to 1560 and encodes 357 amino acids. NCBI's taxonomy places the organism in Eukaryota, Fungi, Ascomycota, Sordariomycetes, Xylariales, Hypoxylaceae. Gene Ontology annotation, cellular component: nuclear pore. Gene Ontology annotation, biological process: transcription-dependent tethering of RNA polymerase II gene DNA at nuclear periphery; RNA export from nucleus. The transcript is spliced from 4 exons.